AUGAAACGCGAUAAAGAGAAAGAGUUUCUCAAGAGCAAGAGUAAGAGUGAUAAAGAGAGUCUUUCAAGAAAAAUGAGUGAGAGUGAUAAAGAGAAAAGGAAUGAAUCCCUAAAGAGCAAGAAACAGAAAGAGUACUUCAAAAGGAAGCGCAAGAAUGGGAAAAUGUUCUUCUCGGGAAUGGGCGAGAGAAACAAAAGCCCCAAGAGAAAGGUUUUGAUAAGUAACAAAUAUUUGAAAAGCAAAAGAGAAGAACCAAAAUGCCAGGAGCAAGAGGUUGGAAGAGAAAUUCCCCCUAGAUCAGAUCGAGGCCAGAGUGAGAAAGAGAAAAAGUUGCUAGUUCCGAGGCAGAGUGGAGAAAGAGAAAAAGUUCUAGUUCGCGAGCAAGAGUGGAAGAAAGAGAAAAAGUUCUAUUCGAGGAGAAGGAGAGAAAGAGAAAAAGUUCUACUCGAGCAGAGAGAAAGAGAAAAAGUUCUUCUCGAGCAGAGAAAGAGAAAAAGUUCUACUCAAGUAGAUUGA
Messenger RNA from Macrobrachium nipponense, 516 nucleotides. RefSeq names its product histone-lysine N-methyltransferase, H3 lysine-79 specific-like. NCBI's taxonomy places the organism in Eukaryota, Metazoa, Arthropoda, Malacostraca, Decapoda, Palaemonidae. The transcript is spliced from 3 exons. The record is from RefSeq and is a predicted model, not a curated record. The coding region runs from base 1 to 516 and encodes 171 amino acids.